AUGGCCACUGACACCUUCCUUAUCGGGAUACUCUGCAUCGCUGGGAUCAGCCUUACCCCUGUGUCCGCUCAGUUCCCGGCUCUCUGCGUCCAGAACGCUACCCUGCCUAACGCCACGUGCUGCCCUACCCCACCCGGUUUUACAGAACCUUGUGGUGGACCCGGUAGAGGGCGCUGUAUUCCGCUCCAAAACACUGACGAUCUACGGAAUGUUCCGGAGGCCAAUUUACUCGACGACCGAUUUGAUUGGCCGACGAGUUUCUUCCAGUACGCCUGCAACUGCGUGGGCAACUUUUCUGGCUACAUGUGUCACGAGUGUUGGUAUGGUAACACGGGACCCGAGUGCAACCAGCCAAUCAGAACGGUGAGACGGGAGAUCGGUUCCCUGAGCACCGAAGAGCGGCAGAGGUUCGUCUCGCUUUUGCAGCAGUCUAUGGAGGUGCCGAGUGACUACAUGGUCUUGAACACUAGUCAAAGCAUGGAUCCAGCUGUCGACCCACAGUUCCUCAAUGUCUCUGUAUUUCAGUAUCUCUCAUAUCUACACUACUACGUCAGCCGGAAGACAAACUUCGGCAACGACAGCUUGUGCGACGACCCUACCCUUAUGUGGCCGGAUUUUGCCCACGGGGGCCCUGCCUUUCCGUUGUGGCAUCGUCUGUUCUCCCUCAAGUGGGAGCGCGCGUUAAGGGCCAUCGCUGGGGACGAGACAUUCUCCUUGCCCUACUGGGACUGGAUUGACGACGGCGGACGCUGCGACGUCUGUACGAACGACUGGUUCGGGGCAACGGACCUAACCGAUCCUCUCGGUCGACUAAGUCCGGAGUCUCCAUUCUCAUCAUGGCGAAUUAUGUGCAACCCGCCAGCCAAUGGCUGUCAUAUCUGCGACCCAUACGUCGACAACGGACCAAUCAUACGACAGCCUGGCGCUAACCCUCUCUACCGGAACUUACCGACCCGCGAAGCGGUGGACUACACACUGUCCUUGAUCUUUUAUGACCUUGACCCAUAUUCUGUUCGCUCUCCUAACACGGCUUUUAGAAACGUCCUUGAAGGGUUUGCCAACCAAGACGGGCCGUCCAUCAUCAACAGUUCCGUCCAUAACCUGGUCCAUAGCUUCAUGAACGGGACGAUGUCGGAGCUAGCAACGGCCGCCAUGGACCCUGUCUUUCUCGUACAUCACACGUUUGUGGACAAGCUAUUCGAGACGUGGUUACGGAGAAACCAGGCCACGGCUAGACGGCUUCCGCUGGUUGGAGCUCAGCCCGGGCACAACCGGAACUCUUUUCUUGUGCCAUUCUUUCCCCUGGAAUCAGCGUUCGAGUUUUUCCAGAGCUGUGUUAAUCUGGGUUAUGAUUAUGACGACAUUCGGACUGGAGAAGCAGACGACAACACUGGUAAGUUAACUGAGGAUGCAGACUGGAGAAGCAGACGACAACACUGUUUGACCGUAAAACGGCAACGCAAGGCAGAGAUGGACAACAGGCGUCACAUCUUAGGAUUGCUGCACUUUGACGGGAAAGGUUCCCCGUAG
Molecule: messenger RNA, 1530 nt
Organism: Liolophura sinensis
Lineage: Eukaryota; Metazoa; Mollusca; Polyplacophora; Chitonida; Chitonidae
Product: tyrosinase-like
Exons: 5
Coding region: 1-1530 (509 amino acids)
Molecular function (GO): oxidoreductase activity
Source: RefSeq, a predicted model, not a curated record